Molecule: messenger RNA, 486 nt
Organism: Ostrea edulis (European flat oyster)
Lineage: Eukaryota; Metazoa; Mollusca; Bivalvia; Ostreida; Ostreidae
Exons: 4
Coding region: 1-486 (161 amino acids)
Source: RefSeq, a predicted model, not a curated record
AUGAUUCACGUGUUCUUUCAUUCAGGGGCCAAUGUCUCGGGACGGUGGUAUUUGUACAUGGACACACGUAACACGGACGUCAGAGACAACACAUUCGGGGAUUUUGAUGUUCUUGGGAAUGGAAAACUAGUGAACAAUCUCUAUCGUUGGUUUCCAGAUCUAGAAGAGUGUCGUACUACAGCAUUGUCAUUUAACCCCGUCAGUUCUGAUCCAGAGACUGCUGUGAAGUUCAAAGUCACCCGGAUGUCCACAAAGGAGGAACUUGGAACACAGACUUUUCUUUACAUCAAUGAUCAUCCGACCGAGGGCUUUGUGAUCAUGCACCAAGAGACACAACUGGACACGUACCUCAUCACCACCAGACAGAGGGAUCCCUCUAAUCUAGACGACGAAAUUAAGGCCGCUUUAUUGGAGCUUAAAUUGGAUCCUCAAAACUUCAGAGUGAAAUCCACAAAUUACGGUAAGAAACGGAUUUCAUUUAAAUGA